Darwinula stevensoni is the source of this 621-nucleotide messenger RNA. The record is from the annotation of a GenBank genome assembly. NCBI's taxonomy places the organism in Eukaryota, Metazoa, Arthropoda, Ostracoda, Podocopida, Darwinulidae.
AUGACUCCCAGCAAUGUGUGCUCCACAGGUGAGAAAUUUCAGUCUCGAUUGGAAGGAGGACGCCCUGGUGAUAAAUGCAACGAGAAUUGCAAAUGCAAGAAGAACGCAGCGUGCGACCUAGAAACGGAGAAAUGCGUCUGUGAGAGAGGAUGGACGGGCGACAACUGCGACGAACGCUGCCUUCCAGGCUCCUACGGGCGGAACUGCGAACUGCGCUGCCCCGACUGCCGGAAAGGUAAUGGGACUCUUCUCGAUCUCGUGCGGAUGUCACUAAAAAUUGCCACGACGUGGACGGACAGUGCCCGUGUAGAGACGGCUACUAUGGUGAAAAUUGCGAAAUCUGCCCUCCAGAUCGAUUUGGACGGCAUUGCCAAGAGAGAUGCAACUGCAGAAACGGUGGUGACUGUCUACACAUCACCGGAGCAUGUGCCUGCUUCGGUGGCUGGAUGGGGGAGAAAUGCGAAUUUCCUUGUCCCGAAGGCACUUUCGGCCAUGGCUGCCUCGAGAAAUGCAACUGCCCUGACGGAUGUCGAUGCAACGCGGCGAAUGGGAAAUGCGAGUGUCUGGGUGAGUGGAUGCCAGGAAGGUCGCAGGAAGGUAAUUCUCCCUGGCAAGUUUUGA